Messenger RNA from Camelina sativa (false flax), 1176 nucleotides. RefSeq lists its product as uncharacterized. NCBI's taxonomy places the organism in Eukaryota, Viridiplantae, Streptophyta, Magnoliopsida, Brassicales, Brassicaceae. The record is from RefSeq and is a predicted model, not a curated record.
AUGGUAUUUAACAGAGAAGAGGCUGCGAGGGAGAAAAUGAGGGCUGGUGAUAUUGUACACAAGUUAUUGACGCGUUGCGUGAACUGUGGCCAUGGACAUACAUACUCGAGAGAAGGUAUGAACAGGUUUAUGCGCUGUACCGUUUGCCAGAAAUCUUACGUUGCGUGCAGCAAAGGGGAUGAACCUAGUAGUUCAACCAAAAGGCAGAGAGGAAGCGUUGAGGAACUCGUCAAAAAUGUUUCUGAGGUUGAUGGCUUUGGUGCUGCUGAGAGUGAGAGGACUAAAAGAGACAAGAGGAUGAAGCACAAGGCAGAGGAGGAUUACACUCAGCUCCAGAAAAGGAUGGAUGAAUUGGAAAAGCGUACAGAUGAGUACACGCUUAAGCAACACGAGGGAUUUAUGCAUGCAGAUAUUAAAAAGACAACGCAUGUGGUUAAGCCAGCUGAGUCCAGUGACUUCAUGAGGGUCAUGGCAGAUAACAAAGAAUUUCUCUCCGUUUUGAGAAACCAAACGAUCCGUCAAUCUAUUGAGGCCGCUAGAAGGCAAGCAGCUGAAAUCAUAGCUGGUUCUGAAAAACAGAAACAUCUUCCACAUGAGUUCAAGACAGUUCAAGACGCCUUACUUCGGAGACUUCAAAAUUUAGAGACGAAGGAAACGCAACGGCAACAGAGAAGGCAAGAGCUCGAAACGAUGGUUCUAAGAAUACAUGAAAUUCAAAACUUGCAGACAAAGAUUGCAAAACUUCAUCAUCAGCAACGUCUCAAGGAAACUCUCACUAUAAAAUUAGAGGAGGAGGAAUCUAAGCAGCUACCAAAAACCUCUAGUCUACUUGAUCUCAUAGGUUUAACGAAGCAGGUUGAGGAACAAAAGAUUGAGUUGGAAUCAAUAAAGGAACAGGUAGCAUCUACAAACCGAAAACUGGACAUGCAACAAGAAAGACUCAACACUGUUAAUAAUAAUGUAAGAUGGGUAGAGGAUAGAAUCCUCGACGAAGAGGCCACGCAAAGGGAGGUUAAAGAAACCUAUGACAGAAGAAAACUUGACCUGGCCCGGAUUAAAGCGGAACUGGAUUACGAGAAGCGUGAAUCAGCACAACUACAAAGGAAAAUCAGUGACGACGUCAUUGAAAUCCGCCAGGCCAACAAGUCAAUCGCCACUACUAGUUCAAGAUUCUGA